This is a messenger RNA of Mizuhopecten yessoensis (Yesso scallop), 848 nucleotides long. RefSeq lists its product as uncharacterized. The coding region runs from base 255 to 848 and encodes 197 amino acids. The transcript is spliced from 4 exons. Lineage: Eukaryota; Metazoa; Mollusca; Bivalvia; Pectinida; Pectinidae. The record is from RefSeq and is a predicted model, not a curated record.
CAACCGGACCUGACUCUCGUGCAAUACACGUGUAGAUGCCAUCAGCACUAAUACCUAAUUUUGAGGCUUCAUUACAGAGCUUGUUGACGGAUAUAUUACUGAAGACAGGAGAGGAAAAACACGUUUAACUGUAUAGUUGAACAAUUCUUUAACUUUCCUGAACAUGUGUAAAACGUAGCUGUGAUAUCAAACCACAUGAUACUGUUUCCAUCGGAACGCAGACACGAGCAUAUGCACGGGAGACGAAAGGAAACAUGCCUUUUUCAUUGAAGGCAGUGUUUGGAGUAAGGCCUUUUGUAUUAUCUUUGGGGCUAUGUUUUAUGUCAUGUGUGUUUAUUUGUUUGGCAGAUCCAGCCCGCUUAGGCGAUUUAUGUGAUUCUGACACCAAGUGCCGUAGUGCUGUUGACCAUUCCGUUUGUGGAUUUAACCGGAAAUGCAUUUGUGAAAGGAGACGUUACCCAGAAAACAACGGGACGCUUUGUCAUGAAAUGCCAAGACUUCUCGGCCACAGAUGUGCAGAAGACGCAAACUGCAUUGACAUUCCAAACGCCCGAUGUAGCGAAAACAACACAUGCAUUUGCACGUACAAGUACAAAGACACAGACGACAGGACAGCAUGUAGCGCACGACCCCGGGUAUCCAUUCCGACUGUCACCGAUCUUUGGUUAGGUCGCAUUUGUAAUCUUGAGGACAAGGAACCGUGUCCAAAUUGGAACAUCACUAAUCAGCGGUGUAUGUCAGAGGACGGCAGGGUCAACACCAGGUGUCGCUGUGUGGCGGGUUUCUCUAACGUUUACAACGAAGGCGAAUGUCAAGGUUGCCGGUUCUGUAAACAGUCCACUCUGUGA